AUGAUCAUCUUAUUCGGUGUCAUAGUGCUGGGGUUCCGCAGAUGGCGUCACAAACAUCACAACGAAUUCAAGCAAGACGUCCUGUUGGGUUGGUUCAAUUGCCACAAGAGCGCUAACUAUUCGGGAAGAGAAGUAAAUUUCCGCGACGCCUACGGUGAUGGUGGUAAAGAUGACCACUUGGGCAGUGGUUUGGCCAACAAAUUAUUGGACAGUCGUAUCAAGGGACGCUUUAUCAAAGAAAGUCAAAAACGUAGGAUAGUUGUGCUGAGAAAACCAAAUGUGCUUUACCCCAAACACCCGACUGCUUUAGGUCCCGCAAAUGACACGAAUGUAAUACGUAGCGAGGCCGUAGAAACGGCAUUUCCAGUGGCACCCAAUGAUACAAGUCAGCAUCUUCAGGCCUCAGUCCCACCUAGUCGCCAAUUUGCUAAUCUCCGUGUUCUUCGCCACCCAUCCUCUCCCGACCCUUUGACUUUUUCAUUUCCAACUACCUCUUCUCCAGCUAAUUCGAUAUCUGCGCAUUCCUGUAUUGCAACAUAUACCUUAAGGGAGGCGAGGACCUUGCAAGCCCAGAAAUUCGACAAGGGGCCAUGCACUACAGAGUCGAAGGCAGAACAAUCAUUCCAUAUGAAGUUCUGUUUCUAG
This is a messenger RNA of Protopolystoma xenopodis, 645 nucleotides long. The record is from the annotation of a GenBank genome assembly. Lineage: Eukaryota; Metazoa; Platyhelminthes; Monogenea; Polystomatidea; Polystomatidae.